Messenger RNA from Salvia hispanica, 2558 nucleotides. RefSeq names its product Serine/Threonine-kinase, putative (Protein of unknown function, DUF547). The record is from RefSeq and is a predicted model, not a curated record. NCBI's taxonomy places the organism in Eukaryota, Viridiplantae, Streptophyta, Magnoliopsida, Lamiales, Lamiaceae.
GACAGUGCAGCUGAAGACGAUGAUCACAACACUCCUUCUCCCACCAUAAUUACCAUUUUACCGUUUCUCCAUUCAAUUUCCUUCUUCAAUGGCGUCGACCUACUGAAUCCCCCCCAAAUUUAUUAUGUCCUCCCACCCACCCUAUCUCGCUUGCUGUGGGGCAUUCUCCAUUUAAUCGCUUCGGCCCCUCUCCACCUCUGCUCGCAUAUGCUGAUUGUUGUCGUGGCGCCAACCCUUGGGAUAUUUUUUACAUGAUUUUAUUCCUCCAAUUCCUUCUCCUGCCCCACCUCGCGAUUCUUCCUCUGCCACUGUCGGUGCUGCCUCGUUGAUUUAUUCUGAUUUUUGGUCGCGAACUCAAAUGGACUGCUUCUCCUCUCCUCCUCCUCCGCCGCUGCUCGCUGCUGCAUCGCCUCUUUGCAGCCCGCUCAACAUGUCGUCGUCCACGCCUUCCCACCAUAUGAAUCGCACUUCAUCAGAUUUGGUGAAAGAAAUCACUACACUCGAUGUUGAAAUAGUGCGUUUGGAACAGUAUCUUCUUUCUCUCUAUCGUACAUCAUUCCAGAAAACUAGACUAAGUAAUCCAGGAGACCAACAAAUGACUGGAAUACAGCCAAGUGUUACAUCUGAUCAAUCAUCCCAGAGAAUAAAGUCAGAAAUGUCCAAAGACUGUUAUGAACAUCAAGGAUAUUUAUCCCCCACUAGUGCCUUAACUGGACCAAAUGAUAUGGUUCCAUUUACUACUCCAAAGUCAUCAUCUGAAAGGGAAAGGAAGAGUGUUUAUCGUACAUCUCUCCAGAAAACUAUCCCAAGUAAUCCGGGAGACCAACAAAUGACCGGAAUACAGCCACGUGUUUCAUCUGAUCAAUCAUCACAGAGAACGAAAGAUUAUUAUGAACAUCAAGGAUAUUUAUCCCCCACUAGUGCCUUAACUGGACCAAAUGAUAUGGUUCCGUUUACUACUCCAAAGUCAUCAUCUGAAAGGGAAAGGAAGAGUGUUUAUCGUACAUCUCUCCAGAAAACUAUCCCAAGUAAUCCGGGAGACCAACAAAUGACUGGAAUACAGCCACGUGUUUCAUCUGAUCAAUCAGCACAGAGAACGAAAGAUUAUUAUGAAAAUCAAGGAGAUUUAUCCCCCACUAGUGCCUUAACUGGACCAAAUGAUAUGGCUCCGUUUACUACUCCAAAGUCAUCAUCUGAAAGGGAAAGGAAGAGUGUUGUUUAUUUUAGACGACGUUGUCUUGCAGAGCAUCUUGGUAAUUUUUGCAUUGAUGAUUCCUGCAUUUUCCCGGAUAAGCUAUCUGAAGGUAUCCUAAGGUGUAUAUCUGCCAUUUACUGCAAACUGGGCAGCUCCACACGAAGUCAUAAAGGGUAUUCAGUUUCUUCAAAUUCAUCGUUCUGGUCCUCAAGCACUUUUUCUCCCAGAAACUUAUCUGGCAAUUGGAGUCCUCAGUGUAAUGAUGAAGUUUCUGAGAGUUACACUAUUGAAGGUCUGAAACAAGAUAAUGGACCUUAUGCUGCAAUGGUUGAAGUCCUGAAGAUAUGCUUAGAUGGCGAGAGUUACAGUCACGCUGCCAUAAUGCUUCAGAAGUUUAGGUCUCUAGUCAAAAGUCUUGAGAAUCUUGACCCGAGGAAGAUGAGGCGCGAACAGAAGCUUGCCUUUUGGAUUAAUAUUCACAAUGCAUUGACGAUGCAUGCUCAUUUAGCAUAUGAAACUCAAACCUAUACAAAAAGCACUGCCAUCACAAAGGCUGUGUAUAAUGUGGGUGGGCAUAGCAUUAAUGCUUACGACAUACAAAGCUCCAUUUUGGGAAUAAAAUCUCACUAUUCUGCUCCGUGGCUUCAGACACUUCUCUCUCCGGGGAGGAAAUUCAAAAAUGGGAUCUCAAGACAUGUCUAUGCUAUUGACUAUCCUGAACCUCUGGUUCAUUUCGCACUUAGCUCAGGAGCACGCUCUGACCCUGCGAUUCGCAUUUACAAUGCAAAGAGUAUAUUUGAGGAUCUGAAUAUUGCCAAAGAAGAGUUCAUACAAGCUACAGCGUAUGUCCAUAAGCAGAAAAGGCUGUACCUGCCAAAAAUCUUGCACUAUUAUGCCAAGGAUAUGUCACUUGGCAUGUCUGCACUUCUGAAAGUUGUUAGUGACUGCCUACCUGAAUAUCAGCAGAAGGUGAUCGACAGAUUCGCAAAGAGUCGACCUGAAAAGUGCGUAUGUUGGCUAGAGGAAAACUCGUCUUUUCGGUAUUUGAUCCAUAAGGAAGUAACUGAAAUGGCAUGGGGAUGACUUCAUCAGUUUUUAAAGAUUAUUAUGAUGUCUUGGUUUGCAUUUUUGGAGGUUUUCUGUACAGUGAGAUUGUCAAAGUGUGACUGAGAUUUUAUUGGCUUUUUUAUAGAGAGAAAAUAUCUGCUCUGCUUGAGAGGUUGUGGAGUAUAAACUAGUCCUUUUCUUUCAGUUAUACUCCAUAUGGUUUGUGGAAUUGUAUGACCUCAACUUUAUUUGCGUUAGUUCCAUCAGCAUGUAGUUGAUUGAUUAUAUAUGACAUCAUCAAAUUAUUACUGUACUA